Molecule: messenger RNA, 378 nt
Organism: Acanthamoeba castellanii str. Neff
Lineage: Eukaryota; Discosea; Longamoebia; Acanthamoebidae
Product: prosaposin, putative
Exons: 1
Coding region: 1-378 (125 amino acids)
Biological process (GO): sphingolipid metabolic process
Cellular component (GO): lysosome
Source: RefSeq, a predicted model, not a curated record
AUGAACAUCUUCGCCUCCCUCUUCGUCUCCGUGGCCGUCAUCCUGGCCCUUACUCUGUCGUCGUCUACCCUGGUGGCCGCCCAGGACCCCGAGGUGUGCACCAUCUGCGAGUUCGCCGUUCAGUACGUCGAUGGCUUCCUCCAGCAGAACUACACCCAGGAGCAGAUCAUCAGCGCGCUCGAGGCCGUGUGCGCCGCGCUCGGUCCCGUGGGCCAGUCGUGCGAUCAGUUCGUCGUCACCUACGUGCCCGCCAUCAUCAACUACCUCGCCAGCGGAGUCUCCCCCCAGGCCGCCUGCGCCCUGGUCGGUGCCUGCUCGUCUACCGUCGCCGUCGCCGACCAGGCCUUCAAGCCCAUCAACACCCUCAAGAUCAACUAG